Chara braunii is the source of this 1945-nucleotide messenger RNA. The record is from the annotation of a GenBank genome assembly. NCBI's taxonomy places the organism in Eukaryota, Viridiplantae, Streptophyta, Charophyceae, Charales, Characeae.
CACUUAUGAUGUUCUUUUGCGUUUACCUGCUCUUAUGGCUCUGCGAGCCAACUUGGACUUCGAAAGAUGAUCGAUUAUCCUCCGAAAUACGGGAGGAAAACCUUACGCCAUACCUAUGAGAAUGACCCUUCGUACUACCGUUAUUAUAGCCCCACAAGUUUCUCAGGUGAUGGCGGGAACUCUCUGUGUGAUCACCUGGGAAAACUGCGUGGACGAUGAGCAAUCAUUGAAAGAUGCGGACAGCAGCGACGAGGAUGAUGCGGUAAUUCUGGAGCUGGCGCGACAGCGCGUCUGUUACCCUGCACAACGAACGAAUGCAAAAGCUUUGAACCUGACUGAUCGAAACUUGCAGAGGACGCGGGCAAUGAUUCUGGGUGAACCUCCCGUACUAUCAAGGAUGGUCGAUUCUUUGGAACCCCCUCGAACCCUGUACGAAGUGGGUCCGGUGCCCGAUGGGGAUUUGCAACGAGCCUCCACGUUUCAGCGGGCUAUGAAUGUGACGUUUCAGAACUUCGUCAACAAGACACGGCUGACCCAAGGAAUGAUCAACUUUUGCGUCAUCGUGUACAUGGACGACAUCCUGGUCUACUCGAAAACCUAUCACGGGCACGUACAACAUAUCGAGUGGACACUGGGAGCUCUGAGAGACGCUGGGUUCAAGAUUGCACUCGAGAAGAGCGAGUUCUUCCUCUCAGAGAUCUCGUUCCUGGGCUACGUGGUGACACGAGGAAUACUGCGGCCGGAUUCGAGAAAGGUCGCAACAGUGAAGGACGCCCCUGUUCCCACAUCACUGACGCAGGAGUACGAUUUCGACAUCGUCCAUCGGAAGACGGAGAGGCAUGGGAACACCGACGGGUUGACACGUCUGCAUCGACCCGCUAAGCCGAUCGGCUCGACCGAUCACUCGCCACGUGUCAUAUCUACGGCCUCUCCCAUCCUCUCCAUCUCCACCUUCGUUUGUCUCCUCCUCCGCUGCGGAAGAGGACGACGAUUGCUUAUUGCACGCUUCUCCUUCUCUGUCUCGCUCUCCCUUAGAUACUCCGUCCCCAUCACCAUCGCCAUGAGUUUUCUCACUGAACGAGUUCUCGGCGAGCACCUGUUGGUGCCACGUGACGACAUUUCGGCGAUCAGACAAGUCCAUCACACACGGAUCAGUCCGGAUCUUCUACGCUUCGCGCAGUUCUUCAGCACCACGGGAGUGUACGAGGCGGCGGAAUUUCGUUUUGCGACCCAUAGCCAGGCACUCGUAUUGGCCGAGGCAUCGGCUUAUCGGCGGCUCUCAAUACCGGGGGUCAGCCAAGUAUCCACCAUCGUUGUCUUCAGUGGAGAUAUCAGCACGGUGGAUCCACUACGACAUACGACCAUCCGGGUAUCGCUGAGGAAGUGGGGUGAGCAGCUGGCGGCGGAGUGGAACCAGUGGCUUGCGCGGCACGGUGACAAUCUUGUCGUCACCAACAGCAUCGACGCCGGCGGGCUUCGCAUGUCCCGACAGGAAAGAGCUGUGGCGGAGGAAGCGGAGGUGGAAGACGGAAGCGAGGAGGAUACCUCGGAGGAAGAAGGUAGCUACAGUGAGUACAGCGAGGAGGAACCCGGGGAAGAAGAGGAAGAAGAAGAAGAAGAAGAAGAUCAGUUGGAGGAAGAGGAAGGAUCUAAGUGGGAGACUCUGGGUGAGGAGGCGGAUCGCGCAGAGGUUCAUGAGGAGGAUCCCGAGACGGCAGCGCGGCGGAGAGAAGAAAUCGCGGCCAGGAAGCAGCCACUGGAGUACGCGAGCUGUGCGGAUCUGCCGAUCCCGAACGACCCAACCAAUGAUCCCGAGCCGCCCAAGAACGACGAUGGGGACCUUGCUGCCGAGACUUCAAGCGCACCAGCACGCAGGUGACGAAGCCGAUCCCCCUCCCCAUCCCCCCGUCCCCCAGUUCGAACACGUGUCGAUGCGGGGCAUCAG